Messenger RNA from Laetiporus sulphureus 93-53, 3995 nucleotides. RefSeq names its product timeless-domain-containing protein. Gene Ontology annotation, biological process: DNA replication checkpoint signaling; replication fork arrest; DNA repair. The record is from RefSeq and is a predicted model, not a curated record. Gene Ontology annotation, cellular component: replication fork protection complex. Bases 180 to 3665 code for a protein of 1161 amino acids. The transcript has 11 exons. NCBI's taxonomy places the organism in Eukaryota, Fungi, Basidiomycota, Agaricomycetes, Polyporales, Laetiporaceae. Gene Ontology annotation, molecular function: DNA binding.
CAUCAACAUCCUUCACUUCCUAGCUACUUCCACCUCAUAUUCUCGAAUUUCGAGCACGUCUAUUUGGCCGUGGUAGCGUCCCCGUAUACAGCCCUUCUUGUCUUGUCACUAUCUCCAUCUUGCGUCGAGUCUCGAAACAUACCAGGCUGCACCGACUUCUGUCAGCGGUAGGGUGAAACAUGGACGAGGACGCCAUUUCGAUAUCAUUGGAACCCUCUGACGAGGAAGAAUUUAUUGCGAGGCGCGCUAUUCUGGAGCCUGCCAUUCGUAACGUGGUGCAUGCGCUGGGUGGCUACGAAGGAGGGUCAUACAGGCUCGGAGACGAAUGCUAUGGCUGUCUCAAGGACCUCAAGAAGCUCUGGAGGAAGGAUGAUACCGAUGACGACCGUACCGUUGCGCGUAUCUUCUGGGAGACGCGUCUGCUACCCAACGACCUCAUCCCUAUCAUACUCGAGACCGCCGGGAAAGGCCAUCUAGAGGACAAGUGCGCGAUAGCAUGCGCGGACUUGAUGACAGCAAUGACUUGGCCUAUUGACUUGGCAGAGGAGCUGAAGGAACUAGAUGAAGUAUACGAUAAGGCCGUGGACUAUACUCAGUUGCUCAUCAGUCACUUAUACUACAAGGCGGCACUGUUGAGACCUGGGGUCAUGCCGGCAUUGUUCGGAAUCGUUCUUCCUUGCCUUGCGAAGGACGAGAAGGAAAGGAAAGAAAGGGACAUCCAAAUCAUCAGCGUCGUACUAUACCUCAUCCGCAAUCUCGCCUUCAUCAGAGAUAUGCCUCCUAACAUGCAUCUCAGUAGCGACCGAGCCGAGCUGUCUUCUCAGCAGACACAGCUGAUCAAAGUUCUCUCUGACUCUAACAUAUUCGACUUCUUACUUACCAUCGCGUCCAACAUCGCCACGGAUGCGAUGUUCAACCGAUGGAACGCCCUCGUGCUUGAGAUAUUAUAUCUGUUAUUUCGAGGUGUCAAGCCUUCGUCUCUGGCCAUGAAUCAAGUUGAUCAACCAACUCAGAGCCUGCGGAGACUUCUUGCCGCCGAGGACCAGCGAAAGCGAAACCUCACACGUACGGCCACAUCGCGGCAUUCGCGAUUUGGUACAACCAUCGCCGUUAAGCUCAAUUCCAAGAAGGCCCAAUCCGCCGAUAAGGGCUCAGCGGAGGGGCAGAGCAAUCUUGGGGACGACCCACAGAGCUCCUCGCAAACCUACGUUCUUCACCGACAGCAAGCCAUUAAUCGGGACGCAGGAAGCAUACUUGACCUGGCAAAACGUCAUCGAAGCCAAAAAGGCCCAAAGGCGGACGAGCUCGCACACGAUGACAAUCUCACUGUUGAAGCAAAAUCCAUUCUGCAGAACCUCGCCAGGACAUUUGUGGAGGCAUGUUUCAAUCCAUUCGUUUCUUCCCUUCUGAAAGACAUCAAGGCUGAACGGCCGAAGAUCACAGAAAAGGACAAUCUGCGAUUGCUCUACGUGACCAAGUGGUUACUGGAAUUCUUUCUUGCCGUGAGGGCAAAAGAAGGUCAAAACAACAACUGGAAGUUCGGUCUAAUCGCUGAGGUUACCGACCGGCAAUGGAUUAUUUGGGUGCUCAGGCGAAUGCGUGAGGCUUCUGAGGACAAACCGAAGUUGUGGAAUGAGCUGCAGGCAGGGAUUGAAUGCCUCACGCAGCUUAUCUUAGUCAUCGAUAGUAUGUCUUCCGCUACCGAUGCGGACGUCGUAGAAGCUGCGGACACGCUGCAACAGCAGAUUAUAUAUAACGGCGAGGUACUCGACAUUGCUUUUGAGAGCCUUCGGACGUACAAACAGGGAACUCAGAGCCUUGCGUAUCUCGAUUCCAGCGUGUAUCUAGCAUACGCUAUAUUCAGGAUGCUGGAGAGGUGGGGAAAGAAACGUGGAGGAGCAGCUGAGAUGUACGUCAGACGCAAGGCGAAGGCGAAGAAACGCAGAAAUGAUGGCGGAGCUUCGCACGACGAGGACGCGGAACGUGAAGAGGAAGAAGAAACGAUACACGAGACAAUGUUCACCCUCGAUAUGUUUGAGUCGAAAUUCGCGCAUACCGAGGUCACAUGUACACUUCUGGCGUAUUUGGCGAGAUAUAAGGAAUCUAGUUCUGCGGAGAAGAUGAAACGUGUCGUUAGCUUAAUGCAUCGGCAAGCUGUCAAGGCAAAAGCGGAGGGCUUGUUCUUCAAUGUGUCUACUCUGAGUUUGUUCAAGGCUAUUCUGACAGAUAAGAAAACGCUGCCCAAGGACCGACCUUAUCAGGACCUCAUCAACUUCAUCGACUUUGUUCUGCGCCGUUUCUUCAAAUCAUUAGAAGAUGAGCCGCUGCUUAUGGUGGAGGCGUUCUUCCCGAUGAAUAGAGGUCACUGGAAGCAGUACUCCAGUUGGGAACCGGAGAAGAGGAUUUUGAGGGAAGAUCAUGCCGCAGAGGACUCGAGGUUCCCACCAGAUGUCCAAGUACAGAAGGGCUAUUCUUGGAGUGAGCAGCUGGCUAUCGUCAUUGCCCAUCUGCUUGAGGCAGGCAAAGCAUACCUGAUCGAUUGGGUUCAAGAGAUUUUAAUGCUCGUUAUUGGACAAAGGCAGCGGAUAAUUGAUGAUACAGAUGACCCAUCGGUUCAAUCGCAUGAAGACGCAGAAGAGGAGCGGGACGAGACCGCGAUCAUGAAGGACGCGGAAGCGUCCAGAGGCCCAUCCACUGAGGUGCUUGCAAAGUUCACCGACUAUAUGAUUCCAUAUAUCAACGAUGAACGAGCGAAAGCUGCAACGAGGGAUCCCCAUUUCAAGCUGCUGUUCCGUCUGGUCAAAUUCGAUGUGGUCAAAGAAGAUGCUGACGAACUUGAAUGGUACAUCCCUGCGGCCAUACUUCCGUCCGAACUGCAACGGAGUCUCAACGUGAUCAGACAAUUCCUCGAAAAGCCUCUUGAUCUUGGCGGAAAGAAGGCAUCACAGCUAUUCACCAAGAAAACGCGUCGGAGAAGACGACAUUCGCCAUUACCAGACGCGAAUGACGAUCAGUCAGAUGAUGUUGCGCCGCGGCGACAGCGAAAGGAGAAAAAGGCUAAGGAAAAGCAGCAAUACAAGUCCGCGCAGUUCAUCGAGGAUAGCGAUGCGGAGUAUGGCGACAUGGAGUCUUUCCUGGAAAAGGAGAAAAUGUUGCGGGAAAAGACUGCUCUUGCUGCAUCUGCCUCAGGCCAUGUUGCAACGAUGAGACGCAACGGCACCAAAAAGCGCGUCAAAAAGAACGCUGGGGACGAACCUAGCAAACGCCGAAGAAAGCGUCGCACGAAAGUCGCGGGCGAAUCAGAAAUGAUGCAGGUGCAGAAUGAUGCAGAUGAGUCGGACGAGAGUGAAUUGAACGUCUUUGGGUCCCCGAAAAAAUCGCCCUCGCCUCUCGAUUCCUCCUCUCACCAAGCGCGGACGCCACGUCCGCGUCCACGUCCCAGGUUUUUGGCUCAGAGGAGGCCCGAGGACGAGGACGAGGACGUUGAGCCCAGAGCUGAGGAGCAAUCCGGCGACAGCGAAGCAGGAAGUCCAAGCCCCAACGAAUCAUUGGUGGAUCCAGCAAAUAUAUCCAAUGCUGAAUCCUAUGGCAUUGGAAGCCCUAUCGUCCAAGUGACGAAGAAGAAGCGGCGCCUUCAGCUCGUAGAUUCGGAUGAGGAGGAUUGAUGGCGGAUCUCUUCAUUGUGCGCUGAGAUUGACACAUCUGCAUUUGCUACUCCCUAAUCUAUCUUCUUACCAUGCAUCAUUGUGUGUGGACGGACUAGUUUAUGAAAUUGCUCUUCACAGUGGCUCAAGCCAUGGCACCAACCCAGAGGGGUAAUCCUGCGAGUAUAUAUACUGUUGUUCUUCGUGUACAUUUUGAACCACUGUUGUACGGCAUGGAUAAGGAUUUUGUCGGACCAUGUACUAAAGUUCUUGUUGAUGGGCAUUACAUUUUGAAGUCAAUGGCAGCUCCUUUGCCUAUACGAAGCUCUCAGGAAUUUAUCUUGUACUAAC